AUGGCCGGAAUGCAGCGCUCGUACAGCUUCGACGCCAACGACGACGACCCCUCGUACUAUCCCCUCCGUCCCCAGCAGCAGCAGCAGGAGGCGGCCCACUACCACCAGCAACGGUCACAAGAACCACAGUUCUACGCCCCGCCGGUCGCGCAGCCACCAGUAUACCACCAGUCCCCUUCACAACACCACCAGAACUACCUAUCCCCACAAGCACCACAGCGAUAUCCCUCGGACGUAUCAUGGGGCGAGCCACCGCACCGUUCGGUCUCGGAGAGCUCCAUGUCCUCGGUGGGGAUCGAGCACCAGCCCACCGUGAUCCGGAAGUCGCUACCGCCUGCUGCAGCAGCGGCGGCCGCGGCCGCACUCCACGCCGUGCAGGAAGAUGUCGCCCCGAGCCCGGUAGAACGCGAUGAGCGGUACUGGGCACCGGAACUCGGGUAUGCACAACGCGGACAGCCGGAUGGCGCAUACCCAUAUCCAUCGCAGCGCUCGACGCCCGCGUCGCAAGCACCUCUACUUCCCGGUCCGCCUGCGCCCCCGGCACACGCGAGGGGUACCGGUAAUGGCAACGAUAGCCCCGGCGGUCGACAGCGAGUGCUGGUUGAUCCGCUGCUGGGACAGUACACGGAUAAUCCGUACCAGAGGAUGAGCACUACUUGGGAUCCUGCGUUGAGCCAAUCACAGUUUGAUGGCGCGAACGAUGUGCUGAGUGAUGAUGAUGACGACUGGGGAAAGAAGGGCGGGAAGAAGGGGAAGGGCAUGGGGGGGAUUGCGGCGGCCACGGCCGGAGUCGGGGCCACUGGGGGCAUAAAAGGUGGGGCGGUCGAGAGCGGGGGGUUGCUUGCGAGUGGGGCGAGGGCGGGUGUUAAUGAAAAAUCGGAUUGGCUCCGCUCCAACGAAAACUCCUCCCGAAAGCGAAGACGCUGGGUCAUCGGCAUCAUACUGGUCGUGAUCAUCGCCGGCAUCGCCGCCGGCACCGCAGCGGGCGUCCUCCUAUCCAAGCGCGGAAACAACAACGACAACUCCAGCGGUGCCCCCAGUGGUCCCUCCGCCGCAGAUGACCUCCGCCAGAACGGUUUACUCGACAAAAAUUCUGCAGAGAUCAAAGCACUCAUGAACAACCCGGACCUGCACAAAGUCUUCCACGGGAUGGACUACACCCCUCUCGGUGGCGUGUACCCCGAGUGCCUCACAUGGCCGCCGACGCAGAACAACAUCACGCGUGAUAUCGCGGUGUUGUCUCUACUGACCGACAAAGUCCGCCUAUACGGCACUGACUGCAACCAAACCGAGAUGGUUCUGCACGCCAUCGACGCUCUCGGCGUUGACAUGACGGUCUGGAUCGGCGUCUGGCUCGACGGCAAUUCCACCACCAACACACGACAGCUAAACCACCUGUACACGCUCCUCUCAGACGAGAAGCACCAUGACAAGUACGCCGGCGUAGCCGUCGGCAACGAAGUGCUCUUUGCCAAAACCCUCACCCAAACGCAACUCUUCAACAUCAUCUCGGAAGUGCGCACAAACCUCACCACGCUUGGCUACAACAUCCCUGUCGGCACCAGCGACCUCGGCUCCAACUGGAAAACGGAGAUGGCGAGCGAGGUGGACGUGCUCAUGGCGAAUGUACACCCGUUCUUUGCCGGCGUAGUCGUGGAGAAGGCGGCGAAUUGGACAUACACCUUCUUCCAGGAGAACGAUGUGGUGCUUACCGACGGCCUCAGCCCGAAGCCAAGAGUGAUGAUCAGCGAAGUCGGCUGGCCGUCCGGUGGUGGCUCCACCGGCGGCUCCGUCGCUGGAAUCGAUGAAAUGAACACUUUCAUGGCCGACUUUGUAUGCAAGGAAAAUGCGCGUGGCACGGAAUACUUUUGGUUCUCGGGCUUCGACGAACCCUGGAAGAUCCGCUACAACGAGCCAAAGCUUGGAAAGGAGUGGGAGGAUAAGUGGGGCUUGCUCGAUGUCAACCGGAAGCUCAAGAAGGGGUUGACGAUUCCGGACUGUAAGUAA
Tricharina praecox is the source of this 2007-nucleotide messenger RNA. Its product is annotated as glycoside hydrolase superfamily. The transcript has 3 exons. Gene Ontology annotation, biological process: cell wall organization; carbohydrate metabolic process. Gene Ontology annotation, cellular component: cell surface; extracellular region; fungal-type cell wall. The record is from RefSeq and is a predicted model, not a curated record. Bases 1 to 2007 code for a protein of 668 amino acids. Gene Ontology annotation, molecular function: glucan endo-1,3-beta-D-glucosidase activity; 1,3-beta-glucanosyltransferase activity. NCBI's taxonomy places the organism in Eukaryota, Fungi, Ascomycota, Pezizomycetes, Pezizales, Pyronemataceae.